AUGCACGUAGGCACCAUGCCGACAUUUUAGACUAUAUCGUUUUGCAUGUUAUAUGUGCAAAUGGUCUCUGAAUGCCUUUUACAGGGCAGGCUAGUGCAUAUGGGCUUUUUGCUCUGUGAAAAUAUGGAAGUAAUUAGAGAUACCAAGAGAACAUUGCUCAAUCGUUAUACGCUAAACAGCAAAGCAACUGUGGCUUGUGAGGUGCCCCAAAGGCAUGCAGAUGUAUAUUUUGGUUGUUGAAAAUCUGACCAAAAGAAGGAAAAUAAUCAACAAAACAGAAUUGAAUAAAUGAUUACUGUUGGUGGUGGUGUUCCACUGAGUGUGGUUGCACUUUUCUUUAUUUACAGUCAUUUGUUCCAUACACACGUACUGUAUACACUGUUAAAGGUUGCGGUUCAUACAGCAUGGUCGCUCGCUUCUGGUACAUUUACGUAUACAGUAGUACUCACUCCUUUCUUCUCUUGUCCUGUUCUCCAGGAUGAGUUUCAUCCGUUCAUCGAGGCCCUACUGCCGCAUGUGCGUGCCUUCGCCUACACCUGGUUCAACCUGCAGGCGCGCAAACGCAAGUACUUCAAGAAGCACGAGAAGAGGAUGACUAAGGACGAAGAGCGGGCGGUGAAGGACGAGCUGCUGGGAGAGAAGCCUGAGGUCAAGCAGAAGUGGGCGUCACGCCUGCUGGCCAAACUGCGCAAGGACAUCCGGCCCGAGUGCCGCGAGGACUUUGUGCUGUCCAUCACGGGGAAGAAGCCCCCCUGCUGCGUCCUCUCCAAUCCUGACCAGAAGGGCAAGAUGAGGAGGAUCGACUGCCUGCGUCAGGCCGACAAGGUAUGGAGGCUGGACCUGGUUAUGGUGAUCCUGUUCAAGGGCAUCCCGCUGGAGAGCACGGACGGAGAACGCCUGAUCAAGGCGGGGCCAUGCAACAGCCCCAUCCUCUGUGUCCAGCCACACCACAUCAGCGUCUCGGUCAAGGAGCUGGACCUUUACCUGGCCUACUUCGUACAGGAGAGAGGUAAUGCACUGCACUCACAUUCUCACUAGUGUUUAUCAAAGGUUUUAGAAGUCAGUCAACUGUUGACCAUUUAGAAUAGUUCAUAUAUUUCCCCCCAUACAGUAACAGCAAAUCAUUCUUAGGAACAGAUUACAGGACGGAAAUAUCCUUGUGCGUCAGUGUCAUGUCAGUGGAGGAAGUAUACAUAGAUGCUGUGUCUAGUGAAAAGCUGUUGACUCAGAGGAUGAUCUUUUGAACAACCACUUUACUGAGUCACAGAGCUGUAGAAGUUGGUCUUGAGAGAGCAAGGGGAUACCUAGUCAGUUGCACAACUGAAUGCAUUCAACCGAAACGUGUCUUCUGCAUUUAACCCAACCCCUCUGAAUCAGAGAGGUGCUGGGGGGUUGCCUUAAUGGGGGUUAACUGCCUUGCUCAAGGGCAGAACAGCAGAUUUUAGCACCUUGCCGGCUCAGGGAUUUGAACCAGAAACCUUUCAAUUACCGGGCCAGCGAUCUUAAACACUAAGCUACCUGCUGCCCUGAGAGAGAGACAGAGACGGAUAGUUAGCGAGAGAGAGAGAGAGAGAGAGAGAGAGAGAGAGAGAGAGAGAGAGAGAGAGAGAGAGAGAGAGAGAGAGAGAGAGAGAGAGAGAGAGAGAGAGGGAGAGGGCGAUAAAGAGAGAGAGAGAAAAAGAGAGAGAGAAAGAGAGAAAUUAACUGGAACCAAGUCCUGACAGUGUAAAUAAUUUUAAAUGAGCAUGGGUUUCGAAUGCCAGCCUCAGAGAUGUGUUAAACUGUACAGUGUUUAAUAAAAGGGUGUAGCCUGGUAGUUAGUGGGGAAAGUUGGGCGCCAGCUGAUGCACAGGGACGCAGGCAGGCUGCCUCUCAGGGCUCGAGCCAGCAGCCAUCAGCCAGGGCCACUCUCUGCAUCCUCACUGCUACUUGGCUCAGAAUGGGGUGGCCUGGCAGGCUGGUUGGGACCCAUGGCAGGGGCCAAGGAAGAGCUGCCCCACCCUGGCCCCUGCCAUGGGUCUCAACCAGCCUGCCAGGUCACCCCACAUAACCCUAACCAGUAG
Messenger RNA from Coregonus sp. 'balchen', 2063 nucleotides. The record is from the annotation of a GenBank genome assembly. Lineage: Eukaryota; Metazoa; Chordata; Actinopteri; Salmoniformes; Salmonidae.